This is a messenger RNA of Lates calcarifer (barramundi perch), 4156 nucleotides long. RefSeq names its product pitrilysin metallopeptidase 1 (gene pitrm1). Gene Ontology annotation, cellular component: mitochondrial matrix. The coding region runs from base 172 to 3249 and encodes 1025 amino acids. NCBI's taxonomy places the organism in Eukaryota, Metazoa, Chordata, Actinopteri, Centropomidae. The transcript has 27 exons. The record is from RefSeq and is a predicted model, not a curated record. Gene Ontology annotation, biological process: protein processing. Gene Ontology annotation, molecular function: metal ion binding.
UCGAUACAAUGUGACAUCGGUUUGAGUAGUCGGCAUGAGAGGGCACAGGACUCGGGAUGCUGAACCAAAAUAAUGUAUAUUUAUUGACAGGAGUUGGUUCAAAUUGCGUAGUUUUAUUGUCGAAAGAAGUGGACUUAGUCGUUGUUGUAUAAUUCAACCGCUGACAAAACCAUGUUUCGUCAAACGAAGGCGGCUCUCCAGAAACUUCGAUAUCUGAGUUUCAAUGGACAGCGGCAUACUUGGAGGCUGAAGAGCACUUCAGCAGAGAGGGCUCUUCAGUACCAACCAGGACAUAAGAUCCAUGGCUUUACAGUCAAAGAGGUUGUAGCAGUCCCUGACUUGUUCCUCACAGCAGUGAAGCUGACUCAUGAUAAAACUGGAGCUCAGUACCUGCACGCAGCCAGAGAUGACUCCAACAACCUCUUCAGUGUCCAGUUCAGGACGACCCCCAUGGACAGCACAGGGGUUCCCCACAUCCUGGAGCAUACAGUGCUGUGUGGAUCUGAGAAGUAUCCCUGCAGAGACCCUUUCUUCAAGAUGCUCAACAGGUCUCUGUCCACCUUCAUGAAUGCCUUCACAGCCAGCGACUACACUAUGUAUCCAUUCUCAACCCAAAAUGGAAAAGACUUCCAGAAUCUUUUGUCCGUCUAUCUGGAUGCAGUUUUCUUCCCUUGUUUACGAGAGCAGGAUUUCUGGCAGGAGGGUUGGAGGCUGGAGAAUGAAAAUCCCACAGAUCCCAACUCCCCUCUAGUGUUUAAAGGAGUGGUGUUCAAUGAAAUGAAGGGUGCUUUUUCGGACAACGAGCGUCUGUAUGCACAGCACCUUCAGAACAAGCUGUAUCCAGACCACACCUACUCUGUGGUGUCAGGUGGAGAACCUCUGGCCAUCCCCGACCUUACCUGGGAGCAACUCAAACAAUUCCACGCCACACACUACCACCCCAGCAAUGCUAGGUUCUUCACCUAUGGAGAUUUGCCUUUAGAGCAGCAUCUGAAGCAGAUUGAAGAAGAAGCUCUGUCCAAGUUUGAACGCAUCAACCCGAACACAGAGGUCCCCUCCCAGUCACACUGGAGCAGCCCAAGAGAGGACCAUGUGACCUGCAGCCCUGAUGCUUUGGCACCGGAUCCAGCCAGGCAGAACACGCUGUGUGUGAGCUACCUGCUGGGAGACAUCACUGACACAUUUGAAGGAUUCACUCUCAGUCUGCUGUCCUCUCUGAUGAUCUCUGGCCCAAACUCCCCGUUCUACAAAGCUCUCAUCGAACCCAAGAUAGGAACUGACUUCUCCUCUGUUGUAGGAUACGAUGGCAGCACCAAGGAGGCAUCGUUCAGCAUAGGACUGCAGGGAAUGGCUGAGGAGGACAUAGAGAGGGUGAAACAAAUCAUCAGCCAAACCAUUGAUGACAUUAUAGAGAAUGGCUUUGAGGAGGAAAGAAUUGAGGCUCUUCUCCAUAAGAUUGAGAUCCAAAUGAAACACCAGUCCACCAACUUCGGUCUGUCUUUGGCUUCGUACAUAGCAUCAUCAUGGAACCAUGAUGGCGACCCUGUACAACUGCUGCAGAUCAGUGACAGUGUUGCCAAGUUCAGACAGUCCCUGGCAGAAAACCCUCGCUUCCUUCAGGACAAAGUUAAGCACUACUUUAAGGAGAACACACACAGACUGACCCUGUCCAUGAGCCCAGAUGAAGCCUAUUUAGAGAAACAGGCAAAGGCUGAGGAGGAAAAGCUUCAGAAAAAGAUUCAAGCUCUAUCUGACAGCGACAGGAAGGAGAUCUAUGAGAAAGGUCUGGAGCUGUUGACUGCCCAGAGUAAAACCCAGGAUGCAUCCUGUCUGCCUGCUCUCAAAGUGUCUGACAUCGAGCCAACGAUACCCAUCACCCCCGUUCAUAUCAGCGCAGCAGGAGGCGUGCCGGUUCAGUACUGUGAACAGCCCACCAAUGGCUUGGUUUACUUCAGAGCCAUGUGUAGUCUCAACACCUUGCCAGAGGAUCUCAGGCUUUAUGUCCCACUCUUCUGCAGUGUUAUUACCAGAAUGGGCUGUGGAGGUCUGGAUUACAGGCAGCAGGCCCAGCAGAUGGAGCUGAGGACAGGGGGCAUGUCUGUUUCCACCCAGGUCAUCCCUGACUCCACACAGCUGGACAUGUACGAGCAGGGUAUCCUCCUGUUCUCCUCCUGCCUGGAGAGGAACCUUCCUCACAUGUUUCAGCUGUGGAGUGACAUAUUCAACAGCCCCCACUUUGAUGAUGAGGAGCGCCUGAGAGUUCUAGUGAUGAUGUCAGCACAGGAGUUGGCCAAUGGGAUCUCAUACUCUGGUCACAUGUACGCUAUGACCCGUGCGGGCCGUCACCUGACUCCAGCAGGAGACCUCCAGGAGACUUUUAAUGGAAUGGAACAGGUGAAAUUUAUGAAGAGGAUAGCUGAGAUGCCAGACCUCAGCCAAGUUAUCAGAACAUUACCCAGAAUCAAGAAACACCUUCUCAACCCAGACAACAUGAGGUGUGCAGUCAACACAACUCCACAGAAACUGUCUGACACAGCAGCACAGCUGGAGAGCUUUAUCAGGGACGUUGCUGAAAACAGAAAAGAACGCAAACCUGUCAGAUCAGACAUUACUGAGAGACCACUAGACCCUCUGAAUGACUCUGGACCAAGCAGAAAACUAAUCUCUGAGCUGAAUUUCCAGCCAUGUCAGAUGAAAACCUUCUUCCAGAUGCCCUUUCCUGUCAAUUUUGUCAGUGAGAGUAUACGUACAGUACCAUUCUCUCAUGAGGACUAUGCCAGUUUGUGUAUCUUGGCAAGGAUGAUGACAGCUAAAUUUCUCCAUGGAGAGAUCCGAGAGAAAGGUGGAGCCUAUGGUGGUGGUGCCAGGAUGGGAGGAGGCGGUCUGUUCUCCUUUUACUCAUACAGGGACCCCAACUCAGUACAGACAUUAUCUGCAUUUCGUAAAGGUGUUGACUGGGCAAAGUCAGGACAGUUCACCCAACAAGACAUUGAUGAAGCCAAACUGUCCAUCUUCUCAGCUGUUGAUUCACCUGUGGCCCCCGCAGACAAAGGGAUGGGUCGUUUCCUCAGUGGGGUCACAGAUGAGAUGAAGCAGGGUCACAGAGAAAGACUCUUCGCUGUCACUCAUAAAAACCUGGUGGAUGUGGCUGAAAGGUACUUGAGUGUCGGUCAGAGGACAUGUGGUGUUGCCAUCCUCGGUCCAGAGAAUGAGACAAUUAAGAAAGAUCCUUCAUGGAUUGUAAAAUAAUUUGAUUACUAGGUAUUUUCUAAUUGAAAACUUAAGUGGACCUCUGAUGUAUCACAGUGGGAAGAUGUCCAAGUGCUGUAAACCCAAAGGCAGUUCUCUGGUUAGGAUUUUUUGAAAUAGUGGCUGAACUGAAGCGCACAACAUAAAGAGGACAAAUGUGUUUUAGUCAUAAUCUGAUUCUUCAGAUGAACACUAUUUCCAUUGAUUUUGUUGUGUAUAUAUUUAUGGAAAUGUAACUGUUACAUAAUCAUAUUGGAAUAUAAAAUCUGUGUCUUUAUUUAACAACAAUUUUGUUAUCAUGGAGUCAGUAACAGAGUAAAGCUUUUUUGUCAUUAAAUUGAGUGAUGUUCUUUUCUUUGUUGUAGAAAGAUCUUUUGUGGUAUAAGAAAAUAAUCAAGAGUUUCACUGCCCACAGUGCAGCAUUAGAAAUUCCAUUCCAUUCAAUUUUGAUUUUGGAGAAACACAUUCACCUGGCACUGAUUGUAGGAAUCUUACAAAUUAAUGUAAACUGUUCAAAAUAUGUAGGUGACUUACAAUACCAUUUAUAGUUAGAUUCUAAAGAUAGAUACUUAGAUACUAUGACCGUUACAUGAAAUACCAUAUUGUGAUAUUUUAAAACUUACCACUGUGACAUUUUUAAUGACAUUUUUUAUGAUUGGUGUUUCUAAUGACAUUUUUUUCUGACUUAUUAUACUAUGACAGCUUUUUUUUUUUUACUUACUGAUAAAUGGAAAAUAAGUAACAAACUCAGUGCUGUACAAUUCAAGUAAGGUUCCCUGUCCAACAUAACAUCUUUUAAAGAAAGAAUGUUCUCAGUUUAUAUACAGGGAACAUUAAGCCAAUCAUUCAUACGAAAUAACAACAAAAAAGUUAUUAUUGAAAAUAAAAAUAAAAACUUUUUUUUUGA